Molecule: messenger RNA, 3293 nt
Organism: Carassius carassius (crucian carp)
Lineage: Eukaryota; Metazoa; Chordata; Actinopteri; Cypriniformes; Cyprinidae
Product: calcium/calmodulin-dependent protein kinase type IV-like
Exons: 11
Coding region: 687-2093 (468 amino acids)
Biological process (GO): protein phosphorylation
Molecular function (GO): calmodulin binding; calcium/calmodulin-dependent protein kinase activity; ATP binding
Source: RefSeq, a predicted model, not a curated record
CCUUUCUCCACCCCUUACCAGCACAAACAGCAGUGUGAUAUUUACAUUUCAAACGACAUUUACUCCACCUUCACCCUGCUAAUUCACAACAUCAUACAAUAAUAUUCAAGAAGCAUCUGAUAAAUAAGACGCUGAUCUGUUGUUUUCAUUCUGGCGAGGACCAAAGCAAGGAAUCGUUCAUCGUCUUGUCGCUUGUGACAUCGGGAUUCGGGAAUCGCAGGAUUAUGAUGUUUUCUUGAUGUUGUGUGUCGUUGGAGGUUUGGGUUGGAUCUAUGACGCCCUUUGGAAGCUGAAGACCCACUUUGAAAACAGCAUUUUUAAUUGUUUUGAUAGAGAUUAUUCCAAGCAAACCGAGCAAAAAUCAUAAUACUUAAAAUAUAUCUUCUCGUGAGUGUAGGAUAUCGAUAGAUAUACUGAAAAUAAAAAGAAUUUGGACAUCAACUCCAGCCCGCAGUGAUGCUCCAGUGUCUGGACUGACUUUUAAUAUGCGCACUCAGACGGAAAUGGAAACCUGGACAUUUUAAAUCAUUGAUCACUUGGAACUGAAUCAUAAACAUAAACUUGCAGCCAUAUCAUAGCUCAAGUUGACACCCAGAUGUGAAAGUGAUCGCGUUUUCUGGGCUUCCCUGGUCUAAGGGAUCACUUGUAUUCAUUAUAAGAGCAGAACAGUCUUCUGAGGGUCCAUCAUGCCCACCUCUCGGUCCGGCGCGUGCUCGGUGGAAUACUGGGUCGAUGGCUCGCGCCGAGAUGGGACAGUGGAGGAUUUCUAUAAUAUGGGGCCAGAAUUAGGCAGGGGUGCCACAUCGGUUGUGUUUCGCUGUGAAGAGAAGCAAACUGAGAAACCUUAUGCUGUGAAGGUCUUGAAGAAAACUAUUGACAAGAAAAUUGUGAGGACAGAGAUCGGAGUCUUGCUGCGUCUCUCUCAUCCAAAUAUUAUUCGUUUGAAGGAAAUUUUUGAAACCGAGACAGAGAUCUUUCUCAUCCUAGAGCUGGUGACAGGUGGAGAGCUCUUUGACAGGAUUGUGGAGAGGGGCUACUACAGCGAGAGAGAUGCAGCUCACGUUAUCAAACAGAUCCUGGAGGCUGUGGCGUACUUACAUGAGAAUGGAGUUGUCCACAGAGACCUCAAACCAGAAAAUCUUCUCUAUGCUGACUUGUCAAUAGAUGCCCCUCUUAAGAUAGCGGACUUUGGUCUUUCUAAAAUAAUCGAUGAGCAAGUCACGAUGAAGACGGUAUGUGGGACCCCCGGUUAUUGUGCUCCUGAGAUCCUCAGAGGAAAUGCUUAUGGUCCUGAGGUUGACAUGUGGUCGGUGGGAGUCAUCCUUUAUAUUUUGCUGUGUGGGUUUGAACCAUUUUUCGAUCCAAGGGGGGAUCAGUACAUGUACAGUCGCAUUCUAAACUGCGAUUACGAGUUUGUCUCCCCCUGGUGGGAUGAAGUGUCUCUCAAUGCAAAGGAUCUGGUUAGUAAGCUCAUAGUGAUGGACCCUCAUAAACGGCUCACAGUGAAACAGGCUCUGGAGCACCCAUGGGUGCUUGGAAAAGCAGCACGAUUCUCCCACAUGGACACAACACAAAGGAAACUACAGGAAUUUAAUGCUCGGCGCAAAUUAAAGGCUGCUAUGAAAGCUGUGGUUGCCACAAGCCGGAUGCAUGAGGGCUCACGACGACGGACGGACAGCUGCGAGAUGCCCAACGCCGACAAGACCUCACGCCAGAGCAGCAUACAGAAGGACAACACGCUGGAUUCUCAAAGAGAGCCCAUUCCCAUUAAAGAGGGAUCUGAGCAGGCUGAAGACGGGCCCCAGAGACCCUCGAGUGGCCCCCUCCACCCUACCCAUAAAUCUAAACCUCCUGGCCCCCCUGGCCCCAUGCCCACUCGCCCACCCCUGAUAGCAGAGGGACACCGGCAGACCUCCGUCCUUCCAAAGGCUCCAGUGGUUCGGCCCAGGGUGCCCAAGAAGAGCUGCUCAAUGGAUCCCGGAGGCAAACACGAGCCUUCGCCAGUGAGCACCACCCCACCAGGUCCCAAGAACCUCAGUAAUGGUUUCACCAUGAGCUUGGAAGCGGGCGGCAGCACAGCAGAAUGUCAGUAGCCUGGAUGAUCUAUAGAUUUGGAUUCACGUAGAAGACAAAUACGAUGCUUUGACAACACACUGAGAAUUUCCUCUUCCAUUUUUUCAUCAUUUACUCAUUUACUAUUUUGAUACUGAACUGAUGUAUGAUGAGCUCUUCAUAUGGAGGCAUGUGGCUUUCUUGGCAACUUUAGGUUAGUGGCACAGCAAAAACUUUCAUUUUUCUCUUUGCACAAGCAUUGUGAAUAAGAUUGUCUCUCAUCAAAACUGAAAUUCAUUUUGCUCUUUCUUCUUUUGCUAUCAUAUGCAACUGUUCACAUAAUCCUCUAUAAAGGUAGUGAGGAUCAUGUAUCUGUGAUGUUGUGAUAGUAUAUAUUUGUUUAGGAAUGAUUGAUAAAAACCCAAAAAUGUAUAUUGCAUACACUAUUCAUAAAUUAAUAUAUAGAUAGAUAAAUAUAUAUAUAAAUAUAUAUAUAUAAUGUAUCUUUUUAUGUCUUUCCCCAGUUUUAAUUCAGACUUUUUGUAUUAGCACAUUACAAAAAAAAAUGCUCUGAUGGUUUGUAAAAGCUCUAAAAGACUAAUGGAAGAUAUAUGUAACGGAUUAUGUUUCUCCCGGCUCAUCUUUGGCAGAAUUGAUGUCAUUCAGGGUUACCACCCCCUUCUUCUCUCUUCAAGACUUGGGAAGGUUUUGCUGAAAAUUGCACCUAAACUGCCACUGUACUAUAAGAAAUCUUCUCUAUGAGGUGGAAUUAAUACAGCCACACUGUCUACCUCUUCUACUGUACAGGGGCUUCCAACUUCUCAAAUAGGAAAUUCUGUAGAGAUCUACUUUUAGGAUAGUAGGCAAGGAAGAAUAUUUUUCAAUGUUGAAUGUCGAAGGGCUGUUUUUGUGAACUUUAUGUAGGCUACAUUUAUCUGCCUCUAUGAACAUGUAACAGCAUUGUGAAAUGUUUCGAUAUAUAAUAUAGUUGCUUUUGUUAUUCUACUUUAUUUUGAUCUUUGCCAAGCAAGAAUGAAUGCUUUGUACAUACUGCUGACAUAAACAGUAGCCUAAUUAGACAUCACUGGAACAUUAUGGUUAUGUAUGAAUAAUAUUACUAUUUUGCAGUUAAGCUAAAUCACAGAAUUCUGUGUUCUAAUGCAAGCCGGUGUAGAUGCUAUUUAUGUUUCAGCAGAAGUUUCCAUGUUUCCAAGAUUAAUAAAUUGUGCUAUCAGAUGCUU